Pomacea canaliculata is the source of this 4185-nucleotide messenger RNA. Its product is annotated as cullin-5-like. The transcript is spliced from 18 exons. NCBI's taxonomy places the organism in Eukaryota, Metazoa, Mollusca, Gastropoda, Architaenioglossa, Ampullariidae. The record is from RefSeq and is a predicted model, not a curated record. Gene Ontology annotation, molecular function: ubiquitin protein ligase binding. The coding region runs from base 96 to 2438 and encodes 780 amino acids. Gene Ontology annotation, cellular component: Cul5-RING ubiquitin ligase complex; SCF ubiquitin ligase complex. Gene Ontology annotation, biological process: protein ubiquitination; SCF-dependent proteasomal ubiquitin-dependent protein catabolic process.
ACAAAGUCAGAUUGAGGAAUUCCAGAACAGUUUUCAGACGUUUCAGUCGCCAUGCUCGAUUGCUUAUUUUCAUCUCGCGAGACUUCAGAAACAAGAUGGCGAUGCUGGGGCAACAAGGCCAGUGUAAAUUUGAAGACAAAUGGCCCAGUAUGCAGCCAACUGUGUUGAAGUUAUUGCGGCAAGAACCUGUUACCCGGGAUGAAUGGCAAGGACUGUUCUGGGCUGUUCACUCAGUUUGCAUGUGGGAUGAAAAGGAGGGUCCUCCAAAGAUCUAUGAAGCCCUGCAGAAAGACAUUCUGGAAUUCAUCAAGCAAGCACAGAGUCGGGUUCUUACACACAAAGAUGAAUCAGCUUUGCUGAGGGCAUACAUUGCUGAAUGGGGCAAGUUUUUUACUCAGUGCAACUACUUGCCAAAGCCUUUCAAUCAGCUUGAGGCCAACCUCCUUGGUAAGCUGCACUCCAGCAUGCCCAAAAAGACUCAGUCUGGGGAGGAGAGCCUCGUUAGAAAGUUGAUGCUUGAUAGCUGGAAUCAGAGCAUCUUCAGCAACAUCAAGCACAGGCUUCAAAGCUGUGCCAUGAAUCUGGUCCGUGAUGAACGCUAUGGUGAUGCUUUCGAUACACAGCUUGUUAUUGGUGUAAGGGAAUCCUAUGUGAACCUAAGCUCAGAUGCAGAGGACAAACUGAAAAUCUACCGUGAGAAUUUUGAAAAAGCUUAUCUUCAAGCAGCAGAAGAGUUCUACAAAAUGAAUGCACCUCAAUAUCUUGGACAGAAUGGUGUUCAAAAUUAUAUGCGAUAUGCUGAUCAAAAACUCAAGGAGGAGGAGGCUCGUGCAAGGCGCUACCUUGAGACUGGAUAUGGAUGCCAGUCUGUGGCUGCUUUGACAGAGACCUGUGUCCGUGUUUUGGUGACAGAUUUCAAGGAAACAAUUUUACAAGAGUGUCCUCAAAUGAUCAAGAACAAAGAAACCGAAAAGUUGAGGCUGAUGUUCAGUUUAAUGGACCGGGUGGUCGAUGGCAUUACACCAAUGCUCCAUGAUCUUGAGGUUCACAUAGUUGAUCAGGGAUUGGCAGAUAUGAUGGCAUCUGCUGAGACAAUCACAACAGAUUCUGAAAAGUAUGUAGAACAACUUCUAGACCUCUUCAAUCGUUUCAGCAGCUUAGUUCGAGAUGCAUUUGGUGAUGAUCCUCGAUUCCUCACAGCUAGAGAUAAGGCAUAUAAAAAAGUUGUAAAUGAUACCUCAGUAUUCAGGCUUGAGAUACCUUCAAAAAAUAAAGGAAUGGGUGCUAAAACGCAACCUGAAUCAAAGUGUCCAGAGCUUCUUGCUAACUACUGUGAUAUGCUUUUGAGGAAAACGCCCCUCAGCAAAAAACUGACCUCUGAAGAAGUGGAAAAAAAACUAAAAGAUGUUCUGUUAGUGUUAAAAUAUGUUCAGAACAAAGAUGUGUUUAUGAGAUACCACAAAGCACAUCUGACACGACGUUUGAUUCUUGACACUUCAGCCGACAACGAAAAGGAAGAAAACAUGGUUGAAUGGCUUAGGGAGGUUGGUAUGCCAGCAGACUAUGUCAACAAGUUGGCACGCAUGUUUCAGGACAUCAAAGUUAGUGAUGAUCUAAAUGGAGAGUUUAAAGAAGCUCACCGCAACAACAAUGAAGGGCUUGCAGAUGCCAUCAACAUCAAGAUUCUGAAUGCUGGUGCUUGGGCACGGUCAAGUGAGAGAGUGUCAGUGACUCUGCCAAUGGAAUUAGAGGACUACAUACCACAAGUUGAGGAGUUCUACAGACUGAAGCAUUCAGGUCGAAAACUGCAGUGGCAUCAUUUGAUGUCAAAUGGCAUUAUAACAUUUUCCAAUGAUAUGGGCCGGUACAACUUGGAGGUGACUACUUUCCAGAUGGCUGUGUUAUUUGCCUGGAAUCAAAGACCACGAGAGAAACUGUCAUAUGAGAGUUUGCGUUUAGCUACAGAAUUACCAGAUGCUGAACUGCGCAGGACUCUUCUGUCCCUGCUCUUCUUCCCUAAAAUCAAGAGACAGGUACUUUUGUCAGGCCCAGAAGUAAAGGGCCCUAAGGACAUCCAUGAUGGUACUAUGUUCUGGAUCAACCAAGAAUUUGCUAUUAUUAAAAAUGGCAAAGUUCAAAAGAGUGGCAAGAUGAAUUUAAUUGGGCGGCUUCAGCUAUCGACAGAGAAGAGCAAAGAGGAGGACAAUGAGGGUAUCAUGCAACUUAGGAUCCUUCGUGUUCAGGAGGCCAUCGUGAAAAUCAUGAAAAUGCGGAAAAGAAUUACUAAUGCAGCAUUGCAGACUGAACUGGUAGAAAUCUUGAAGAACAUGUUUUUGCCGUCCAAAAAAUUGAUAAAAGAACAGAUUGAGUGGUUGAUAGAACAUCGUUAUAUGCGUCGUGAUGAAGACAAUAUCAACAUGUUUAUCUAUAUGGCAUAGUUGUUUCUUCUGCAAGCAUUGGCUAGAAGUCAAUGCAUGAGCACUGACACAGCGGUAACAGCUGUCAAUUUAAAGUUGCAAGAAGAUGCUUUUGAAUGCGCCUACAGUGCCUGCAUCAUCUCAUCCAGCUUGUGAUAGAGUGCCAUAUAGCAGACCAGAACAUCACCAACCAAUCUGGCAGAUUAAAGGAGAUGUAAUUUGAGCCUGGUGAAAUCCUUCACAGCAGAUUAAUUUCAAUUUUUGGAGAAGGACAGUGCAUGGUUUAAAUUGGAAUGAGCUUUCCUUUACCACAUACAGAGAAACUCAUUUAGGUGCUGCAUUUUGCAUUGUGUUUGAGCAUAUGUGUAUGUGUGUGGGAGUGGGAGUGAGACAGAGAGGGGGGAAGUGAAUGUGCGUGAGAGAGGAGAGCAGUUGCUAUGUUCUCGAUCUAGUCUUGACCACCGAAGACAUUCUUAAUUGUGUGACAAAUCCAUGGCUACAUUUUACCAUCCUGUGUAGCAAUCUGCUGGAAAAUUUUCUUUGAUUAUCAUGUUAAUAGGUUGUUAAAAAGACAAGAUCCCCCUCUGAAAAUUGCAUGAAAAAAAAAGGAUUUUUAGGUUGCAUUGUUGAGUCUACAACCAUCAUAUUUCACUAUUUUGUACUUGCUUUAGUUGAUAGUAUUUAUCGCCAGAACAUGUUUUGCAUGUCCUAUUUAGAUCUACUGUGUAUUAGAGUUUCUUUUUUUUUUCUAAUUCGAUUUUCUCAAAUUUGUUUUUAAACGUUAAAAUUGAUGCACUGAGCUUGUUUCUCAAGCAAAGUGAAAUGUCACAGUUUCAAUGAUAAACCAAUUUGACAUGCAAUAGCAAAGCUCUUUUUGUUGCUAUAGUAACAGACAGCAUUAUGACUAAAAAUCUUUUUUUCAUAAAAACUAAAAUCUCUGUUAUUGUGUAGAACUCACUUUUUGAAUCACAACCUAAAAAAGAAUGACAGUAAUUGGUUUGUUACAGAGAUUUUUUUUUUUCCUUGUGUAAAAUGUUUUAAAAUGGCAGCCAUUUGGAUCCCCUGUGGAAAUAACUGUACCUGGACUUUUGAAAACUCCAUUAUCUGUUUCUACUAAUGUAAGGUUAUUCAUAAAGUUUCAAGCACAUGUUUAAAGGAGGGGGGAAUUCACUAUUUCAGAGGGGGAUUUUGGCUUGAGUGAUUUCACCAGAUGUCUUUAAUUAUGGAGCCUGUUAUGAUAGAAGAGGCCUGCUUGCAGCUUUCUGUGCUGAAUAAUAUGCCUUUCAACUCUAAUUUCUCACCUCUGCUUACCUGGUAGUUAAAGACAACAGGACAGUAACAUUAGAAAAGCCUUUACAAGAGCGUAAAAUUUGUUUACAUUAAGAUUUAAAAAAUGGCUAGCUUCAUUUACAAGUUAUGUAGAAAUGUGUUUUGUAGAAAAGGAAUUAAACAUUUUUACCUUCUUAAUACUUGGCUACAAAUUUCUAUAACUGUAGGAAUCAAAAUGGGUAAUCAAAAAAAAUGAAGUUCAUGCCAAGACCACUUUUUUCCUUUGCAUGUGAGUACCUUAAGAGUGCCAAGAAAUAUCAACAUUUGUUGAUGGUCUGCAUCUGGUAUGCCUGAACUUAGGGAAGAAUGCUCGUAUACUGUGCGAGGUAAUAAUGUGUGAAAAAGAAAUUCCUUGUGAUGCAAUGCUGUUUUUAAAUAAAUAUCUGACGUGUAGCUAGGAAGACCCAAUAAAAGACAGAAUAAAGUCAACUGCUUGUUA